Molecule: messenger RNA, 2405 nt
Organism: Triticum urartu
Lineage: Eukaryota; Viridiplantae; Streptophyta; Magnoliopsida; Poales; Poaceae
Source: RefSeq, a predicted model, not a curated record
AUGGCACUGCGAGAGAAUAGCUCAAGCAGUGAGCAUGUGCUCAGAUUGUCUGGGUACUACAAUUGCUUGAAUCAAGUGGGAGUUAAUCUUCCAGAUAAAAUAUUUCAAGAAAAGGGCAAAGGGAAGAAGGGGAACUUCAAGAAGAACGGCAAGCAAGUUGCUGCUCAAGUGAAGAAGCCCAAGUCUGGUCCUAAGCCUGAGACUAAGUGCUUCUACUGCAAAGGGACUGGUCAUAUCGGUGUAAAGCGCAUGAAGAAACUCCAUACUGAUGGACUUUUGGAACCACUUGAUUAUGAAUCACUUGGUACUUGCGAACCGUGCCUCAUGGGCAAGAUGACUAAAACGCCGUUCUCCGGUACUAUGGAGAGAGCAACAGAUUUGUUGAAAAUCAUACAUACAGAUGUAUGUGGUCCAAUGAAUGUUGAAGCUCGUGGUGGGGUAAGGAUCAGAAAGGCCCCCGCUGAGCGCGAGCUCAACCCGAACCGGAAAAGUGCCCUUGAAUUGUCCAUGAGGGCUUUCAUAUUGAAAAGAGAUGGCAAUGUUGUCAACCCAGCUGUCAGGAGCUCUUUUGAUUCAUUGGGUGAAGCCUAUCAAUUCUACAAUUUAUAUUCGUGGGAGCUUGGAUUUGGUAUAAGGUAUUCGAAAAGCAGGCUAAAUGUGGAGCGGGUGAAGUGCAUGCAGGAGAUAGUCUGUGGAUGUGCGGGUAAACCGGAGAGGGAGAAUACAAGAUCAACACGGUGCGGUUGUGCUGCCCGGAUCAGGCUGCUUCGGUCGGACGACAAUGGAUGGUAUAUUUCAGAGCACCGGGCGGCACACAACCACUCUUUGUCAAGCACUUGUGGUGAGAAGAUGCAUUGGCCGUCACACAGGCUCAUUGACCGGUAUACUAAGGAUCUUGUUAGGCAGCUUAGAGAGAACAAUGUCAGUCUUGGAAAGGUUUUUAGUAUAGUUGGUAGUUUUUUUCGAACAGUUGAUAAUGUGCCAUUUACAAAACGGUCACUGAAGACGCUGUGUUGCAAGUUGAACAAGGAGCAGUCUGAUUCAGAUGCCCGGAAAACAAUGGACAUACUUGCGGAGAUGAAGGCAAAGGAUCCAGAAUUCAACUAUACUGUCCAGGUUGAUGACGAGAACCAGGCGCGGUCAAUGGAAUUGGCUAUAGAAACAGAGAUGCCCAAUACAACGCAUAGGUGGUGUAAAUGGCAUGUGCUGAAGAAAGCAAAGGAAUCAAUGGGGGUUUUGUGGAGCAAGAAAACUGAUUUCAAAAGUGAAUUUCAUAAGCUGGUUCAUCACAUGGUCACGGAGCAAGAGUUCGAGGAUGGAUGGUCUGCGAUGCUUGAUAAAUAUUCACUGAGAAUUUUGUGUUUUGAUAUGUUUCAGAGUGGGGUUUUGUUGCGAGUAAAUCUUCCAAUUGAGAGGCAUGCUAGCAAGAUAUACACAAGGGCAAUGUUUGAGCAAUUUGGAGAUGCUUUGUACAAGGCAGGGGUCUAUGAACUGGAUGUUGUUGUCCUGAAAAAUAUAUACAUUCUUACUCACGUUGAUGCUCUGGCAAGAGAGAAAUGGAGCAAAGUACAGUUCAAGGUUGAAGUCGAUGAUGAUCAGAGUUUCUUUAAUUGCGAAUGUGGGAUUUUUGAGCACUCUGGAAUGGUUUGCUGUCAUUCGUUGAAGGUUAUGAUUGAGCUCAAAUUGAGCAAGAUCCCAGAUAAGCACAUACUAAAACGCUGGACUAGGGAUGCCCGCGAUAUAUUGCCGGAGCACCUUGUUCGAUACCAGAAGGACAGAGGGCCGCAUGGUUUUGAUACUUACAGGCACAACGCCAUGUACAUGAAGGCGCUUGAAUGUGUUAGGCUGGGCGAUAGUAAUGUGAAGUGCUAUGAUGUUUUCAUGGCCAUGAUGAAGGAGGUUUACACAACUCUUCUCCCCCUAAGCCAUGACAAGGAUGGUAUGGGACUCGAAGAGCGUGAGGCUUUGGAGCAGAGAGCCAAAGAUGGUACCCAUGGUGAAAAAAAUGCUGAUGCAUGUAUUAAUAUUGUUGACGGGAAUGCAUUGUCAAACUGUUCUUGGAUUGCUCCUGCAAAAGAGAUGGGCCAGCCGGGGAGGCCAACCACUAGCAGAGACAAGGCUCCGUAUGAAGAUAAAAUGAAGAGGUCAAGGUUUUGUGCGAUAUGCCGGGUGAAGGGGCACAAGAGCACGACAUGUCCAGAAAGGGGAGAUAUUCCGAAAGCUCCAAGGAAGAUGCCUAAGUGUGGGAAAUGUGGAGUGCUCAGACAUCGUCGAAACUCUUGCGGAAAGCGGGCAGAACCCUUUGUGCCUAAUUUCCUGUAGUUUAUGUCGUCAGCAAAUUUGGUUUGUGUUUGUAUUUGUAGCUUGGGUAGAAAUGUAUUGUUGAUAUCCAGGCUUACAAUGAG